GGAUAAACUUGAUUCACAAAGCUGCAACUGAGGAAGCAGGUUACACGUUAGCAGUUGUACGCGAAAACUUCGUAGUCACGGCGCCUGUUCGUAUUGAUCGCCGAAGUGAGUCAUUCUUGUUGUGGUUGAACACGCGGUGACAACCAGCGUUAUUGUUGUGUGCAGUGGUUGUGUGGUGAGGGACGAAUUUCAUAUGAAGAGUGAACAGCACGAUCUCUUGAUGGUUCGUAACUGUGUUCCUCCCAAGAUGGAGACUACGUUUUACGAGGACCACUCUUUUCAACAUAGGUUAAAUGGUGAUGUAAACCAGUUGAAACGAAGCAUGACUUUGGACUUGAAUGCGUCUCGGGGGCCAGCGAAAAGGCCAAAAUUUAAUGCAGCUGUGACCGCGGCCCCAGUGUUGUCCUCGCCUGAUCUCAACAUGCUUAAAUUAGGCUCUCCUGAGCUUGAGAAACUUAUAAUUGCACAGCAGAAUGGUUUGGUUACAACGACGCCAACCCCAACACAGAUAUUAUUUCCCAGGACAGUGACAGAAGAACAGGAGAUGUAUGCACGCGGGUUUGUAGAUGCAUUGAACGAGCUACAUACGAGCGAUUCCAGCCAGAUGAGCUCAACGGGAGGUUUGCAGCCCGUAGAUGUACCUGUCACCAGCAGUAACAAUAUUGCAGGCGUCGGCGUCACCUAUACAACGCUGGAGCCACAUGGUCAGGUUGUUAUCAGUCAGGCAAAUUCAUUCCCUCCAAUAUCGUCUGCUGGUUACGGUAUUCUGUCGUCUCCAGCUCCAGCCAUCAUGGUGAAAGAUGAACCACAAACUGUUCCAAGUCUCGGAUCGACACCACCGCUGUCUCCCAUCAACAUGGAGUGCCAGGAGAAGAUCAAACUGGAGAGGAAGAGGCAGAGGAAUAGGAUAGCAGCUUCCAAAUGCAGACGACGCAAGUUGGAGCGUAUUUCUAGACUAGAGGACAAAGUAAAGCUUCUGAAAGGUGAGAACACAGAACUCGGCAGUGUUGUGCAUAAGCUGAAAGAACAGGUGUGCCAGCUGAAAGAACAAGUGAUGGAUCACGUGCACAGUGGAUGCCAAAUAAUGGUGUCCGCCCACUUCUGAACCGAGGACUCCCCGGGAUGAAACCCGGCGAUGUGUGUGUGUGUACCAGGAAUAUCCUUGCCUCUUUAUUUACGGGUUUGGUUUUUAAGGUAACUUGAGAUGUAAUAGUCACAACAAAAGCUGUAACAUCAGCUUAUACUUAACAUAUAAAAGUGUCUGUAUUAAUUUGUAUAUCGGCCUGUCUUCAUUCAGUUAAAUUUUGAAAAUUGUGUAGGAAACAUGCCCUUAUAUGAAAGGGUCAAAGGUAUGCUCAAUUUUGAAAUCUGCGUGGAAAUAGUCAAGUUUACGAAGAAAACCGAACUUUAGUUUUCAAUACCUACGUGAUAUAGCAGUUGGGAACGCAUGACCGGUCCAAGUGCGUGGAAAAUAAAUGGUGCCUGGCGCGAGGCUAGUUUAGCAGCAACUGGCCUUGUCCGAACUUGCGUAAUUCAUCGCCACAAGCGACGUCAUAUUGAGAACAGGAUUAGUUUGAAGUUGGUGCCCCCUCUCAUCCUUCAGACGUUGCAGUUGACAACGGUUUUAUUUCCCAAAGGGAAACUGAUAGUAUUACGAAACUAUAGUGACUUCUUUUUACAUUUUUGUCGUCUUUGAUGCUGAGUGUGAAUUUACAAAUAUGCAUUCCUGAAUCGAUAAAGUGGACAUAUGUUUCAUACAGGAAACAUUCACAUUUCUGGCCCCCUAUUAUAAGUUAUAGGAGGUAAAUGUGCAUCUAGUCGCAACCCAAUGUGGUAAUACUUUCGUGUGUGUGUAUAUAUAUAUAUAUGUGAUUUUUACAUGCUGUGCAAAGCUAUAUUUACCUUAUCUUUUGAAUGGUUUGCUAAGCAGGGAAUUUUUAGAAUUUUCGCUAAGAGCCGUUUUAUAUUGAAAAGUGCUGAGCCGCGAAUAUUUAUCAUUACCAGUUUUAAUUGCUUGUUGUGUGAUUUAAUAUUUGAAAGUGCUUUCAACAAUUUGUAGAAAAUGUAUUGCCUGUUGGCAGUCUACAUUUGUAAUGCAAAUCCUUCCAAUAUGCAAUGUGCCUUUUGAACAGAGAUUUGAGUUUUUGAAUCUAUCAGAAUCCUCAUUUUUUCUAAACAAGUUACAGGAAAGAAGCUCUGGUAUGUGUAUAUACAUGCAUUUUCUACAAUAUAUCAUUAGCAUUCACCUUCAAUAAGAUAUUUUUGUGUGCUGGUAUGUGAUCUAGAAGAUAGAUUCCAUAAAUCUUUUUUAUGAAUGACUUUAUUUUUGAAAAAAUAAAUUGAUAUUUGAGAA
Zootermopsis nevadensis is the source of this 2353-nucleotide messenger RNA. RefSeq names its product Jun-related antigen (gene Jra). Gene Ontology annotation, biological process: regulation of cell population proliferation; regulation of transcription by RNA polymerase II; regulation of cell cycle. Gene Ontology annotation, cellular component: transcription regulator complex. The record is from RefSeq and is a predicted model, not a curated record. Lineage: Eukaryota; Metazoa; Arthropoda; Insecta; Blattodea; Termopsidae. Gene Ontology annotation, molecular function: DNA-binding transcription factor activity, RNA polymerase II-specific; RNA polymerase II cis-regulatory region sequence-specific DNA binding; transcription factor binding.